CAUCUUAUUUUAAGUGAUAACGGAUGAUGGGACUCAUAACUGUAUCAUAGUCCUAAAGAUUAUAAUAAUAUUAACUUAUAAUACUUAUAUUAUAUAGGUAUAUUCUUACAGACACUUAGUCCACAGCGAUAUAGCGUAUACAUUGUUGGCAGAAAAGUUUUUAAAGAACAUUAUGUGGAAGUCGUCUGCCGGAGUUAACAUUGAGAUACCAGUCGAGAACACAGAUGACGACUGGGAGACUGAUCCAGAUUUUGUGAAUGAUGUUAGCGAGGAAGAACAAAGAUGGGGCUCUCGCACCAUCCCCGGUUCUGGACGCGUAUUAGAUCACGUUGAUAUGAGUCAAUUACGAGAAGAAGUGACUAAGGCUCAUGAAGUUCAGAAGAAAAAAGAAAUGGAAGAAGGUCCUCAAGCAGCAUUUGGAUAUGGUGGUAAAUUUGGUGUGCAAUCUGACAGAAUGGAUAAAUCGGCUGUUGGACAUGACUAUAUUGCACCUCACUUUAAGCAUGCCUCACAGACAGACUAUAGUUCUGGUUUUGGUGGUAAAUAUGGUGUUCAAUCAGAUCGAAUUGACAAGAGUGCUGUCAGUUGGAGUCAUAAAGAAAAAGUAGAAAAACAUGGAUCUCAAAAAGAUUAUAGUUCUGGUUUUGGUGGAAAAUUUGGUGUGCAAGCUGAUCGUCAGGAUAAAAGUGCUGUUGGUUGGGAUUAUGUGGAAAAAUUACAAAAGCAUGAGUCUCAAAAAGAUUAUGCUGUUGGUUUUGGUGGAAAAUUUGGUGUGCAGUCAGAUCGUCAAGAUAAGUCUGCUGUUGGGUGGGAUAAUGUAGAAACUGUUGAAAAACAUCAAAGUCAAGUUGACCAUAGUAAAGGUUUUGGAGGAAAAUUUGGUGUUCAAAAUGAUAGGUUAGAUAAAUCUGCUCAUAAUUAUAAUGAAAGUUCUGGUCAAGUUGGAACAAAUUAUGAAAAACAGAAACCAGAGAUAACAAGUAUUAAACCAUCAAGUCUAAGAGCAAAAUUUGAAAAUAUGGCUAAGCAAGAAGAAGAAGAAAAUGAAAAACGGCGUUUAGCAGAACAAGAAAGAAGAAAACAAAGAGAAUUACAAGAAAAAAAGGAAGCUCGUGAAAGAGAGGAAAAACGUUUGAAAGAAUUACAGGAGAAAGAAGAACAGAAACAAAAGCUUCUUGAUGGUUCAGAACAAGUUAAAAACACUCCAAUUACUAAAAUUGAUUAUGAUGAAGAAGAGUUACCUAAAUCUAGCGAAUUUAUUCGUCCUCCAGUUGUUGUUGGUGCAACUAUUCAACCAUCUGUGAAAAAUGAUGAGGAAGCAUUAAAAAGAAUUGCAGCAGAAGAAGAAGAACGUAAACGAAAAGAAGAACAAGCUAGAAUUGAAAAAGAAAAUACUAUACUGAAACAGAAACUGAAAGAAGAGGAAAAACUUAAUGAAGAAAUAAAAAGACAACACGAGAGGAUAAAAUUAGAAGAACAGCAAAAAAUGAAUGAAGAAAUAUUAAAGGAGAAUGAGAGGAAAAAAAUGGAAGAAUUGGCUAGAGCUGAAUUAAAAAAAAAAGCAGAUGAAGAAAAAAUGAUAGAAGAUAAGAAAAAAUUAGAAGAAGAGGCAAUCCAAAAAAAACUAGAAGAAGAAUCAAUAAAGAAAAAACUAGAAGAAGAGUCAAUAAAGAAAAAACUAGAAGAAGAGUCGACAAAAAAAAAACUAGAAGAAGAGUCGACAAAGAAAAAACUAGAUGAAGAGUCGACAAAGAAAAAACUAGAUGAAGAGACGACUAAGCUUAAAUUGGAAGAAGAAGCCAAGAAAAAAGAAGAGCUAAAUAGACUUGAAGAAGAAAGACAAUUAGAAGAACAAAAGCUGCAUGAGCAACUUAAGAAUGGAGCAGCAUCUGAAGAAGAUCCAGAAGGUGGAUAUAUUGCUGUGGCUUUAUAUGAUUAUCAAGCAUCGGCUGAUGAUGAAAUAAGUUUUGAUCCUGAUGAUAUUGUGACAAAUAUUGAAAUGAUCGAUAAAGGUUGGUGGAGAGGUUUAUGCAAAGGUCAAUAUGGUUUGUUUCCAGCCAAUUAUGUUGAAAUCAUUGAUUAGUUUAAUUGUUGCCACUAAUUAUACUUAAGUGUUUUGAGUGAUUGAGCAAGUUAUAAUGUAAAGUCUAACAAACAAAUCAAAAGCAUAUAUAUUAUAACAGAUAUAAAUUGGUUUCCAAUAUUACAUUUAAAUUUUAACUAUUAUUUAAUACAAAUAAUAAUUGUAUAGCUUCCAAGAUAUUGUUUAUUGCAUUAUAAGGAUUUAGUUUUAAUUCAAAUGGAAAACAAAAAUAACUUGAAUCCAAAUACAUAUUAAUAAAUAACUGAAAUUCACAAAAAAGUUGUCUAUUAUUAAAUUUGUUCAUAAAACAAUAUGUAUGUUUUUGUAAUUUGUUAUACAUUAUCUUAUCUGCUCAAUGUACUAAAAUUAAUUUUUUUAAUUCCAACAAUUAAUUUUCAAUAUUUAUUUAUUUAGCAUAUUUUAUCAAUAUUAUUGUAUUGUUUUAUUUUAUUUUAAUAAUAUUAGUUUAUUAUGUAUUUUAAUAUAUGUUUAUUGUGAUAUUUUUGUUAAAUAAUCAAAAUUAUACAAAUUUUUUUAUAAUUACAGCAUAACACUAACUUAUAUUAUAUGUAUUAUUAACUUAAAAUAACCAAGUAUAAGGUCAUAAUAAAAGUAGUAAAACAGGUUAACGUUAAUACAACUUUAUAUUACUUUAUAUGUGACAUUAUAAUUUAUAUAAUUUUAUAUCCGAUUA
Molecule: messenger RNA, 2777 nt
Organism: Rhopalosiphum padi (bird cherry-oat aphid)
Lineage: Eukaryota; Metazoa; Arthropoda; Insecta; Hemiptera; Aphididae
Gene: Cortactin
Product: src substrate cortactin
Exons: 11
Coding region: 173-2083 (636 amino acids)
Biological process (GO): regulation of actin filament polymerization
Cellular component (GO): cortical actin cytoskeleton; actin filament; plasma membrane
Molecular function (GO): actin filament binding
Source: RefSeq, a predicted model, not a curated record